AUGAUUGAUGGCGGGAGAAGAUUGCAAUGCAGAGAGUUGGAGGCGGCGCUGGGAUUGAUGAAGCUUAACUGGAUGCAUAAAAUCCAGGUGUCUGAGCAGCAGCCCCGGAAGACAAGGUUACAGACAUGCAUUCUGAAUAGUGUAUUUAGGAUGUCGAGGUUUCCAUCGCCGAAGAGCGUAUUUGAUAUUGCGCUUUUGAUUAAUGUGCAUCCGAAGUCUGUUCAGAAGUGGUUCCAGAAUGCCAGGCAGCUAUCAAAGCGAAAGUCUCUGAUUGCUAAUGAUGCUGGAGGACAGGAUGUGAAUAUCAAGCAUAGAGCCUUUGACAUCACAAUCGAUGUUCUAGUUGAAAUAGUGCAAACUGAGACUGAAAAAAGGCGUUGUAUAUGA
Molecule: messenger RNA, 387 nt
Organism: Ordospora colligata OC4
Lineage: Eukaryota; Fungi; Microsporidia; Ordosporidae
Product: homeobox domain-containing protein
Exons: 1
Coding region: 1-387 (128 amino acids)
Biological process (GO): regulation of DNA-templated transcription
Molecular function (GO): DNA binding; DNA-binding transcription factor activity, RNA polymerase II-specific
Source: RefSeq, a predicted model, not a curated record